UCCUCUGUUAGGGACAGUUCUGUGCCCUAGGGCGCCAAAAAGCCCUAAAUUUUUCAAAGCUUUCUCUCUCUAGAAACACAUUUUCUCUCUCUUCUAGCCCAUGGUGCCCUGCUUUCCAGUCUCAAUUGUCAGGUUUGGUUAACAGUAUUUCAGCCAAAUUUUGAAUGCUGGAGUGGAAGAGCAUUAAAGCUGGAAUGGAAAAGCAUUUACAGUGUUGGUGUAGUUGUAGUCUGAGUGAUUAAUGGGUUCCUGAAAUUAGUUCCAUGGAUAGCUUUUAUGGUGAUAAAGGCCAACUUAUUUGUGUGCUGCUAAGGAUUACUGUUUGUAUGUUGUGAGGCAUGUCACCUUAGAUAUUUGUGAAGUUCAAGAUUGGUUCAUUACCUCAUAUUGUUAUUCUAAUCGUAUGCAACUGGUAAUUGCUGGCAAAUGUCAGAGAACGAGAUGGCAAUCAUCAAGCCAGAGGUUAUGAAGUCCUUCAUUUGGCUCCAAACUGCUGAUGGAUCGAUUCAACAAGUUGAAGAAGAGGUUGCUAUGUUUUGUCCAUUUAUAUGUCGAGAAAUUCUUCAGUCUGGAUUGGGAUCUUCUAAGAACUAUGCUAUCACACUUCCACCUCGAGUUAAUCCUAGCAUAUUGAGCUUGAUUCUUGAUUAUUGCCGGUUUCAUCAAGUUCCAGGCCGUUCAAAUAAGGAACGGAAAUCAUUUGAUGAAAGAUUUAUCCGAAUCGAUACAAAACGACUAUGCGAGUUGACUUCCGCAGCCGACAGCCUCCAAUUGAAACCUUUGGUUGAUCUUACGAGCCGUGCCCUUGCUCGAAUGAUUGAAGGGAAAACACCCGAGGAGAUACGUGAGACUUUCCAUUUACCAGAUGAUCUCACAGAGGAAGAAAAGCUAGAGCCACUGAGAAAUACUUCUGAUGACCCACGUAUUCGGCUCUUGAAUCGACUUUAUGCUAGAAAGAGAAAAGAAUUGAAAGAAAGGGCAAAGUUGAAGUCUGUUGAAGUUGAAGUGGCAAGUGUGGAUGACCGUUCUGUAGAUGAUCUUCUUUCCUUCAUCAAUGGAGGAGACGGAGACUCUAAGGGAAUAAAAGGAACAAAACAAAAAAAGAAAAAUCGGAGACGAAAAGAUCAAUUAAAGGAUCAGUCAUCAAAUGGUGUUGGCAACCAUCAGAUUGACGAGGAAAACAACAAGGAAAGUAAUUUACGGACUAGUUCUCAAACUAGUGAAGAUCGCAGUGUGUUUCUCCCCAGUCCUGGAAGGAAUCCUAACUCACAGUGUAUAGAUGACCAAUCUUCACUAAAAGUUGAUUUUGAGGAUCUUGAUAUUGAUGAUGGACUAGAUCCAGUCAUGAAAGAAAAACUUGAUAGGGAAGUUGAAGAUUUCGCCAGGAGAUUGAAUUCAGAUUGGCCUGAGAGAAUGCAGGAAAUUCUUUCCUCUGGCCCAGAGAGAAGGCUUGUUCCAAUGUCUAUGAAUGGAGAUGCAUCUAUGAGAAGAUAUACAAGACUCGGUCGAACUUGAACCUUUCCGAGCCAACUGUCUAGAGUGUGCAGCAUGCGGCGAAAUCAGGAAGAUGUUCUGUGACCAUCAAAAAAAGAACAAAGAAAAAAAAUAAAAAAAUAGAAGGAACGAAAUGAGGUUCCCAAUGGCUUUGAGAGAAGAUAAGUACUCUUCUGUUUUUGUUCCUGGCUUGCGAGUGGUCCCCCUUUUUAUAGUGCAGGGUGUUUCAGAUGCCGGCCACUUUCAAUUGGAGCUGUCAAUGCAUCCACCCACUUGUUAAAAUUCUCUACAGUUCGUUGAUUUUGCGUGUUGCAUUGGAGGUAACUUAAUGUAGUUCAAGGCUCUUCAGUCCCUUCUUUUGACUCAUUUGAGGACUUCCAAUGGAAACUUAUUGGCGGUGGGUUUUAACAAGUUUAACAUGUAACUCUAUGUAUCCUAACUGGGAUUUGGGUUUCUGGCUAAAAUGCGCGAUGCCCCGUUGGCCAGGUCGAAAUUUUCACCAUGUUUAUGGAACCCAACUUCUUUAAGGAAAUGACCUUAAAGCUUA
Messenger RNA from Amborella trichopoda, 2041 nucleotides. RefSeq names its product SKP1-like protein 21. Lineage: Eukaryota; Viridiplantae; Streptophyta; Magnoliopsida; Amborellales; Amborellaceae. The record is from RefSeq and is a predicted model, not a curated record. Gene Ontology annotation, biological process: ubiquitin-dependent protein catabolic process.